AUGGCGGCUGAUGAGGAGACUUGGAGUCCCUCCUCAGAAUGUGGACUGUCGACCCCCCCACCUGAACCUGCUGCUGUCAGCUCUGUUCCCCCACUGAGCAGAACCACCUCCAUCUCAGCCUCCGUCCCGUUAACACUGACUGAAGACAUCGAUGGAGACCAGAACCAGAACCAGAACCAGAACCAGGUAGACCCCACCUCCCCCCCACAGGCGAAGCAGCAGCCAAUCACAGAGCAGGAGAAGAGAGGCCACGGUGAUGUCAUCACCUACAACAGCAGUGAAGAGUCCCAGCAGCCUUCCUCCUCCUCCUCCUCCUCUCAGCCCGUCCUCCUCACCUCCACCCCGACCCUCCCCCCUCCUGCUUCCCGCUGCUCCCUCUCUCUCAGCUUCACCCCCCCCCACAGACCGGAGGGAGGCUCCACCCCGUCAGACCCCGCCCCCCUGGAGCUGAGCCCCCCCCCUCCAUACGACGCCCUGUUCGACCUGGCUCUGCCCCGAGCCGCCUCGCUGUUCCUGGGCAGGAAGACACAGGAGGUGCUGGAGAGAGCGUCACAGGAGACCGGAGGAGGAGGAGGAGGAGGAGGAGGAGGAGGAGGAGAGGGGGAGGACAGGGAGGAAGACUUCACCUCCGUGUCUCCCCUGCAGGUCUUGGAUCAGCUGAUCGUCCACGGACACGACGCCCACCAACACCUCAGCAAGAGGUGUUCUCCAGGGAAGCUGGAUCGGAGUCAUUUUGGAGGUCAGGGUGAGGACCUCCAGGCUCUGACCAGUGAGCUGCUGCUGGUUCACAGUCAGCUGCAGUACGAGCGUUUCAAACGUCAGCAGCACGCCGUCAGGAACCGCCGCCUGCUGCGGAGAGUCGUCAACGCCACGGCGCUGGAGGAGCAGACCGUCGCCAUGAAAGCUCAGCUGGGCGUGCAGGACGAGGAGAUCCGCUCUCUGAAGACGAGUCUGCAGGAGGAGCAGAGACGAUACACGGAGCUGCAGCAGGACACACACACACACACUACACGGCUGCACACACACAUCCAACAACUGCUGCUGCAGCAACAGGACGGCCUCAGAGACACCCAGAGACUGCAGACCGAGCUGCAGGAGUGUCAGAGCGGGCUGAAGGAUGUGGAGGCGGAGCUUCAGAAAGCCAAUAACAAGGCUUACAAUGCAGAACACCAGCUGACCCAGCUGUCACUCAAGCUGUGCAGCAGCGAGCAGCUCCAGAACCAGAUCUACAUGCUGAACCAGCAGCUGGUUCUACUGAGAGAGACCAACAGAACCCUGAGAGAACAGCUGGAGGCCGGAGACAAAGACUGCAGCACCGUAAGAACAUAG
Molecule: messenger RNA, 1329 nt
Organism: Scomber japonicus (chub mackerel)
Lineage: Eukaryota; Metazoa; Chordata; Actinopteri; Scombriformes; Scombridae
Product: hamartin-like
Exons: 10
Coding region: 1-1329 (442 amino acids)
Biological process (GO): regulation of cell cycle; negative regulation of TOR signaling; negative regulation of cell population proliferation
Cellular component (GO): TSC1-TSC2 complex
Source: RefSeq, a predicted model, not a curated record